Porites lobata is the source of this 3810-nucleotide messenger RNA. The record is from the annotation of a GenBank genome assembly. NCBI's taxonomy places the organism in Eukaryota, Metazoa, Cnidaria, Anthozoa, Scleractinia, Poritidae.
AUGCGCAACGAUCAGUCUGAACGUAUUUGGGGGUUUGAAGAUAUUACAGAUCUCGUAUUCAAUGCUUCAAUGAAGCCCGGUAAAGAGAAUGGGUACCUUACAAUGGGAAAGAAACGUAUGUUUGACAAGUCAAACUACGGCAGCAAUUUCUUCUUCCAGCCCGAAGGUAUAGUGGAACUCGGUUACGACUAUUAUGGAAACGUCACUAAUCCCGAAGGAAAGGAAGUGACCGUUGUUGCUAACACGGCCAUGGUUGCUGAGCAGUUUAGCAUCAGGGGAGUUAGAAUCGACACUGAGGUAGAAAACGACGAAGAACAGAAGAACCCUGAUAACGUUGUGUUUGGUGAAUACGCAGGCCUUGCUUGGGCUGGUUACAAUAAGUUUUAUACUGGUGCUGGUGAUGACUUGGUCCAGGUUACUGGAAUACCAUGUUCUGGUUGGAACUGUUUUUCAGGAACACUUGGUGAAGGAAUCAAUACAUUGUCAUUUCAAGGCAUGAACCCCAAAAUCUUUACGUUUACCCCCGUGGCCAACCCUGGGUAUUCUACGGGUCCACCAAAAAUUUUCGUCGGUGUGAAAUUCGAUAUGAGAGAACGUAUAAUCGACAAUGACACUCAACUCCAUUUGAGAAUGAAGGACUCAGAAUCAGAAUAUUCUCCAGUAAAGGAAAAGCAUAUCGGCAACAUAUUUGGUGUGAAUGUAUUUCACGGUAUGUAUCAGAUCGAACUUAGCUAAUCGACCUUGUGUUAUAUUUUCUUACUGAGAAUAAUAAAGUAAUUUGACGUUACAAUAAUGAUUAAGGUAAUUGGUUUCAUGACAAGCUUUUUGAUGCAAGCUGUUGAUUAACCAUGACGCUCUAAUCGGCGCACUGUCUAAAGAAUUUCAAAUGAAUACUGGCAGUAUGGCUUAAACAUAUUUUGCAGUUGAGUCCAAAGUAUGACGUAAACGUCUCAACAAAAAAUUCAUCUCGACGCGCCACCCAGUCGUUCGGUCGGGUGCUCUAGUUAUCCCGGCAAGGCGGCGUGUCAACUCGUCAUUUCAUCUAGUCAUCUCGGCGUGUCUUAGUGUCAACUCAUCGUCUCGGUUUGUUAUCUCGUUUUUACUAGCGUCCAUUGACCCGUUUGUUCUUCAACUCGUCGUGUCUACUGUCAUCUCGUCGUUUCGACCGUCAACUGGUCGUGUCGCCCAUCAACUCGUCGCGUUUUUCUCUGGCGUUUUUAAAGAGGGGACCUGGAUACUAUAACCAUUAAGCAACAUGGCUGCCAUAUGGGUGACACGACCAAUUGACGGUCGACAUGACGAGUUGAAGAACAAAUGAGUCAAUGCACGCAAGUUAAAACGACCAAAACACGAGACAUCAGAACGAGACGACCAGUUGACACUACGACACGACGAGAUGACCAGAUGCAAUGACGAGUUGAGAUGAAGCAUCGGCGAGAUGACAAGAUGACACGACGGGUUGACCGGGUGGCGCGUCGAAAUGAAAUUUUUGUCCCGAAGUUGACUUCAUUGGAACAGACCCUCGCUAUAAGUCAGAGUAGGAUUUGUUCCUAGUUGUUGGCCAAGUUAAAAUCAGACACUCUAAAUAAACGAUCUUCACGUUUUCAUCGAUUUCCUCUGAUAUGUAAUGAGACUCAAAUGAUUCGACUAUUGAAUGAAAGAGAAAGAAAGAGGUAAACCAACUGUUAGCAUGGCACUAACACAAAUUGGUCGCCAUUGGGAAUCUUCGCGAAAUGUUCGACAACAUUUGCCAUAACUGAAAGUUUUACAAUUCGACUGAUCUCAUGAGGUAGAAAGUGGGUUUAUUUUUUAGUAAAGAAACAGUUACAGUGGUGUUGUGUUGGGGGUAGUAAAGUGCAUAAAUUCUAGGUUUUAUCUUACUCCUGAUGUUAAAGAGGUUUGCCUCUGUAGAGGUAUAGAGAAGUUGAUAUCUCGAGCGCUAAGUCGUUUAUCUUUCCGAUGGUUGAAGCUUAAUUUGAAACGUCGGCUUUGUUUGAGUGAUUUUCGUAUGACCUUGAAAUGAAAACGCGCGAACAAAACAUAGACGACAAACGAACGGAAAUAGAGCGAUUUAAUUGGUUUAUCGAACAGAUACAAACGCGCGUGGCUUUUUAUUGGUUGAGCAAAGGCUCGGGUGGAAAAACUCCAUGCCCGAGAAUUUUCUUGAAAUCAAUCGAUACUUCGCUUGACGUCAUACUGCAACACAAUGUUGCAGUAGGGUUUUCUUUGGCGGGAAUACGAAGAGUCCACGUUUUGAUCCAUUGGCUAAUAAAACAAACGACGAACACUUACCGAAACCAUUUUUCAAAGUCAUACAAAAAUCGCUCUAUCCCGCUACAGUGACCAUUCUACUUUUAGUUAUCAAGUCAGUUGAUGAACCGAAUUUUUGAUUUUAUCAGUUAAAUGUCAGUUUUUCUAACACAAUUUCCAGGGACUCCAUUCGAUGACGUAAUUGUGAUGGGAGAAGACAAAAACUGUGUAGUAAAUAACGACGGCGGAAACAACAAAUAUAUCAUCUAUCUAUCCGAUGAACGCAACUUUACUCACACUAUUAUCGAUGAUUCCCCAACGCUUGGGCAAAUAUACCUCGUAAAAAGGAUUAAUCGUGGGUAUGCCAACUUUGAACGUUAUUACAAAAGCGAAGUAGCAUACGAUGAGGAAACACAAACAUUGGUGACCUUCCUGAGAGACAGGAAGGGAGAACAACACACGAACACUGGAAGGAUCAUAUUGAAACGUACAAAACCAGGAAAUAUAGGCGAGAUGAAGCUGUAUUUGGUUGAACGAAAAACAAAAUAUUUUGGAUGCGACCAGGUUCCCAGCCUGGAAAGUGAAGGACUUGAAUGCAUUAGGGACUAUACAUUAAACUCCAUUAAGAGAAAGCUUGGCAAACCAUAUGGUGACCGACCUGUCCCUAGUGUCCCAUUUCAAUAUAAUUUAGACACCACUGCAUUAAAAGCUGAACCCAUUCCUGGUCUUUGUGGUGACUUCAUUAUAAGUUUUUUGCAUAGAGAAGAAGAUCUUGGUCCCAGAGACGGUUUAAACAUGACGUUAUAUUCUAUGGAUUUACCUGAAAAUUCCUUCAUUACCAUCGCUGAUCAGUAUAUAGACUUGCUUAAACAGGACAAACCGCAUUAUGUUCUUCUCUACAAAAAAGUGGCAAAGACUCUCGUCUACAAACUGUAUAAAGGGAAAAAAUGGCGGUAUUCACUAGGCAUCGAAGUUCCACAAGCUAAACGGAUUGUGUUCGGAACAACAGGAAAUUAUCAGCUUCUUUUGGAUCUAAAGCAUGAUGACAGGCCAGUGGUAAACAUAGGAAGUGAAUACGUAGCUCUUGCUUUCAGGCCACCUGACGAGUACAAAUUUACCAAGAACUAUGUUAAUGUAAGUUCGAACCCUAAACAGCUCGUCCUUGGAGUACCUUCAAAAACUCCGACAGAAACAAAAUGGAAAAUAAAGUUUGGUGAGGCAAAAACUUACACAGGUGACUACGCAGAGAAUACGUUGAUUGUUGGUGAUGCUCUUUGGGCUCACCUUUCGAGAGAGGAAAAUGACAUGCGCAUAAUCGUCAAACCAUCAGAAAGGGGGGAAAACCGCUGGAAGAUAACAGUCAAAAAGGGAAAGCAAAGGAUUCACCGAGCUACAGUUGAGGGAGCAAAUAUCCUCGCUUAUCAGGAGGGUUUGGUGAGAAGCAAUCUUUAUAAUCUUGUGAAUGGAGAAAAGAAAAGGUUUAAUCUUAAAAAAGUAUGGCAGAAAAAAAUGGAUGAACUCCAGAAUGAUAUCAUUAAUGAAGCUAAUACGUGCAGAUAA